Bacidia gigantensis is the source of this 2391-nucleotide messenger RNA. RefSeq lists its product as uncharacterized. Lineage: Eukaryota; Fungi; Ascomycota; Lecanoromycetes; Lecanorales; Ramalinaceae. The record is from RefSeq and is a predicted model, not a curated record. Gene Ontology annotation, cellular component: nuclear origin of replication recognition complex. The coding region runs from base 1 to 2391 and encodes 796 amino acids. Gene Ontology annotation, biological process: mitotic DNA replication checkpoint signaling; DNA replication initiation. Gene Ontology annotation, molecular function: ATP hydrolysis activity; DNA replication origin binding; ATP binding. The transcript has a single exon.
AUGCCUCGAACAGCAUCAAAUACCACCCAGUCCACUUACUCAAAAGCUGCGCGGGCCCGACAAUACUUGAAAGGCGGCGGCAUCGCCCGCGACGAUUCAGACGACGAAUUGGGCCUCGAAGACCAUCCUUGGGAAUGGAUCUACUCACAUUCGCCUGCUGCGACCCCACAAAAACAACGCCACCGUAAUGAGAAACCAAGCAAGCCGGCUUUACAGAUCAUUGGCGCUCGAAUGGGCAAAUUCGAGUGCCAUGUUGGUGAUUGUGUGCUCCUGAAAGCCGAGGGCAAUAACGAAGCAUGGGUGGGUCUGAUAUGCGAUUUCAUUGAAGACGAUGAAGAUGAGAGUGAGGCAGGAGACGAAAGUGAUAGUGGAUACGAGUCUGGGAAAGGGCGUGGCAUGGCAGCUGAAUUUAUGUGGUUCAGCACCGCGAAAGAGAUCAGAAAUGAGAAAAAAAGGAGAAGUGAUGCGUUAGCAAAUGAAGUGUACAUCGCGCCGAGCUGGGACAGAAAUCCAUUGGCAAGCAUCAAUGGGAAAGCGGUGGUCUUGUCGCAGGAGAGAUUUCUAGAGAGGCAUCCGAAUGGGAAGGUCCCGAGGGGCUCGAAGGAUCUUGGAAAGAUCUUUGUGUGUAGGAGAGGGUGCAAUACAAGGACUGCGACUUAUACUGAGGAAUUCAACUGGGAGAAUGUGUAUAAAGGAGCAGGUGACAUGCUUGCCUUGAUCGAGCUAGUCAGAAAUCAGACGAAAGCAACGAGGAAGAAGAGGAAGCGAGGAGAGGACUAUGAGGAGGAUGCAGCAGAAGAGGUUCGUACAUCUCCAUACCUCUUCUUUGGCCAAUGCUCAUUAUCACAGUACACCUACAAGCCCGACACCACCGAGCCUCGCACACCUAGUAAAAAGCGUAAACAGACGCACCUUCUCACCCCCUCUUCGACCCCCAGACGGCGCCCCAAAACACCCAACUCCUCGGCCCACAAGCGUAUCACCCUCAAAAAACCCCUCACCAUCACCCCUCUCACGACCCGCUUCCUCUCCCCCACCCACACGAACAGCACGCCUCACCAACUCGCCCGCAGCAGCCUUCAUGUCUCCUCGGUACCCGCUACCCUCCCCUGUCGAGAGACAGAAUUCGCAACCGUCUACUCACACCUCGAGACCGCCAUCACCGCCGGCAGCGGCUCCUGCAUCUACAUUUCCGGCACACCGGGGACUGGCAAGACCGCCACCGUCCGCGAGGUGAUUGCUAGCUUACACGGUGCCGUGCAAGCGGACGAGCUAGAUGAUUUCAUCUUCGUGGAGAUCAAUGGCAUGAAAGUCACUGAGCCCACUCAGGCGUACAGUCUCCUCUGGGAAGCCCUCCGCGACGAGCGCGUGAGUCCUACCCAUGCGUUGGGGUUGCUAGAGCAGGAGUUCUCGAGGCCGAGUCCGAGGCGGGUGCCUUGUGUGGUGCUGAUGGAUGAAUUGGAUCAGCUUGUUACGAGGACGCAGAGCGUGAUGUACAAUUUUUUUAAUUGGCCUGGGUUGAGGCAUUCGAGGCUGAUUGUGCUGGCGGUAGCAAAUACGAUGGAUUUGCCUGAGAGGAUGUUAAGUAAUAAGAUUAGUUCGCGGUUGGGGUUGACGCGGAUCCUGUUCCCGGGGUAUAGUCAUGAGCAGUUGAUGGAGAUUGUGAGGAGUAGGUUGGCAGAAGUGGGCGGGGAUGGUGGUGGCCAGGUGGUUGAUGAAGAUGCGGUUCAGUUUGCGGCAAGGAAGGUGGCCGCGGUCAGUGGAGAUGCAAGGAGGUGCUUGGAUAUAUGUAGGAGGGCGGUGGAAAUCGCGGAGGUGGAAGGUUUGGAGGACGGUGUUGCAGUGGGCACGCCGAGCAAAAGUGCGAAAAGGAAGGAGAGAGUUGAGACGAAUAGGAAGAGCAAGGGGACGGUCACGAUCCAGACCGUCAAAGCUGCUAUUAAUGAGGCGACUUCGAGCCCGCUGCAGCAGUAUUUGAAGAGCUUGCCUUUGGCGGCGAAGACUUUCUUGGCCGCUUUACUAGCACGCGCACGAAAAACGGGCGUCAAUGAAUGCGUUCUGGUCGACGUGGUCGAGGAAGCGAGACGGCUUGCUCUAAUGGCUGUUGAGAAUCCAAAAAUUCAGGAGGUGCUGAUGAAGGACAAAAUGUCCAGUCAGCCUAAGUCGGAUCAAGACAACUUUCGGCGAAAGGCAGAGACGCCCAAGACAUCAUAUCGAGUCAAAGGAUUGAGUCAAGCUGCUGCUGAGUUGGCAGAAGCCGGUGUGAUUGGGCUAGAAGGCGGACGUGUUCGAGGUGAAAGAAUUGGAAAGGUGAGACUAGCAAUUGGAGAUGAAGAGAUCAGUACGGCUCUUCGAGGCGAUGUCGAAGUAAGAGGACUUGGAUUUGGUUAG